UCCCUCCACCCCCCUUCCUCGUCACCCGCCAUUCUCUCUCCUCUUUCUCUCUCUCUCUCUCUCUAGCAACAAAAAAAACCCUAUGGAGCUCCACAACCCUAGCCAUGGCGCCGAGCUCCUCGACCAUAGCAAUGGCGAUGGCGGGGGCGGGGGCGGGGGUGGGAUUGAAGACGUCGACAGCUCCUGCUCCACCCCCUACGUGAGCGCCCCCUCGAGCCCCGGACGCUGCGGCGCCUCCGCGGGGUGGUUCUACAGCGCCCCCGCGAGCCCCAUGCACUUUGUCCUCUCCUCCCAACCCUACUCCGCCGCCGCGGGCGGCGGCGGCGGCGGCGGAGGUGACGACGCCGACUUCGAAUUCGCGGCGAGGUUCGCGUCCCCCGGGGUCGAGCCCCCCGGAUCGAUGAUCUCCGCCGAUGAGAUCUUCCUCAACGGCCAGAUCCGCCCGAUGAAGCUCUCUUCGCAUCUCCAGCGCCCUCAACGCCUCGCCCCGCUCCUCGAUAUCGACGCGGAGGAGGAGGAGGACGACCCCCUCGACAGCGCGUCUUCGGCGGAGGGGGCGAGAGGGCGGGAUCUGAGGUUGCGCAGCGGAUCCGUCCAUCGGAGGGCCCGAUCCAUGUCGCCGCUCCGAAACCCUAGCUUCCACUGGCACGAAGACGAAGAAGCCGAAGGCGACGGCCGGCCGAAGGUUGCGGAAGCGGAUUCGGAUCAGAAGCGCGACGAGGGGGCGACUCCCUCCGCCUCCUCGCGCUCCUCGUCGUCGUCGUCGUCGUCCUCCUCCUCCUCCCGAAGCUCGAAGCGGUGGAUCUUCCUCAAGGACCUCCUCUACCGCAGCAAGAGCGAGGGGCGAGAUCGGGGCCCUGCGAAGGAUAGGUUCUGGAGCUCCAUCUCCUUCUCCCCCUCGUCCAAAGAGAGGUCGAAACCUUCAAAUCCUCCGCCGAGGCCGAGGGCCGCCGCCGCCGCCGCGGAGCCAAAGAGGACGCCGAGGGCAGCGGCGGCGGCGGCGGCGGCGGCGGGGAAGAGGGCGUCGGCGCACGAGCGCCACUACGCGGCGAACCGGGCGCACGCGGAGGAGAUGCGUCGGCGCACAUUCUUGCCCUAUCGCCAGGGACUCUUCGGAUGCCUAGGGUUUUCCUCCCGGGGCUACGGCGCCUUCCACGGCCUCGCCAAAACCCUAAAUCCCGUCUCCUCCAGGUAACGGAGCGCGGCCCCCCUUAUACUGCAGUACUUGUAUCAUCCAGUGAAAUUGUGGUCUUGUAUAGUUUUUUCUCUCUCUAUCCACUUUAAUUGCUGUUCUAUCUAUUGAUCUGUUGUCAAUGUUGGAAAUUUGUAGCUUUUUUUUUUUUUUUUGGGUGACAAAAAAAAUUAGUAAUUGCGUGCGUGUUGUGUGAUUCUUGUUGACAACCCUAGUGUCAGUUUCUUAUCUUGUUAAUUUGCUGAUAAAUAAAUUAAUUAAAACAAGGUAAAAAGUGUAAAGGGAUCCGUGGACUUUUGAAAUAA
Ananas comosus (pineapple) is the source of this 1497-nucleotide messenger RNA. RefSeq lists its product as uncharacterized. Bases 83 to 1195 code for a protein of 370 amino acids. The record is from RefSeq and is a predicted model, not a curated record. The transcript has a single exon. NCBI's taxonomy places the organism in Eukaryota, Viridiplantae, Streptophyta, Magnoliopsida, Poales, Bromeliaceae.